Messenger RNA from Austrofundulus limnaeus, 4644 nucleotides. Its product is annotated as microtubule-associated tumor suppressor 1 homolog. The transcript is spliced from 15 exons. NCBI's taxonomy places the organism in Eukaryota, Metazoa, Chordata, Actinopteri, Cyprinodontiformes, Rivulidae. Gene Ontology annotation, cellular component: cytoplasm; nucleus. Gene Ontology annotation, molecular function: microtubule binding. The coding region runs from base 336 to 4007 and encodes 1223 amino acids. The record is from RefSeq and is a predicted model, not a curated record.
UUUCAGGAGGCAAAGUUCAGCCUUUUCAUCACUAGAGAGCGAUUGUUAAACUGUAGUUUAGGUUAAUAUUAAGCUGUUUCAGAUGACAUGAUUUGAUGCUGUUAAAAAGCGGAAGAACCGAGUCCGACCAGGUGGACCUGAUUGUUCCUCAGAGCUCAUCGGGCUUUCUGCGUGACAGAUGUUCAGUCCUGGUCAUCAAAUUUGAUGGAUAAGGAAAUGUAAAUAGAUCAAGAAGUGUAGGUAAACUCUUAACAAGGCUGAAAACUCCCGUUUUAGAGUUCAUUUACAGUGUCAAACAGCAACAGGCAGUUCUGCCUUUCCCUUUGAGUCGUAGCAUGUCUUCAUCACCUGAUACCCACAGUAUUUCCAGCCUGGGUGAAAGAGAAGCCCGGAGCUCCCCUUACAUCAACAUGGAGUGCUCCUUCUGUGAAUCUUCCUGUGUGUGUGAUGUCCCAAAUCCCACCUUGGUACAGGGUGAUCUCUGUGUAUCCUCUAAAAUGGACAAAACUUUUAUUGUCACACCCAUUAACAGCAGCCCACAUGUCUGUAAUGAAAGCUUGAGAUGUUUUCCUACCGGACAAACUACGUCUGAGACGGAUCGGUCAUUAAGCAGGCCCACAGAGGACAAAGGUGACUGUGAAGCGAUGUUUCCAGACUUUGCUGGGAGGGAAUUCAAACUGAGUUCACGUGACUUCUCCUUUAAAAGCUCCAGUGAGAUUGACAGCUGCUCUCUGAGCCCUGGAGAAAUGCUGAUAAGGAGUAACAGUUUCUGUCAGGAAGAGCUGUCACUCAUAGCUGUCUCUUCACUGGAGGAAUCAAACCUCUCUCCAUCCGCAAGCCAGCUAUCAUUGCCUGCAGAAUUUAACCUUCUGUCAACUACACUACCAGAUGUCAGCAAAAUAUCCACAGAAAGAGUGUCUGAGGAAAACGCAGGCUGUCCUGGUCUUGGUCUGACUUUCAUUCAGGCAGACAAUUUGGAGCUUCUGACUGAGGAAAUUGAUAUUGUACCUUCCAGCUCUGUUUUAGCUCUGCCAAGUAAGAGUGAAGGAAGUCUGUGGAAGACCUUCAUCUUUGAAACUUCUCCAGACCUCACAAAUAAGGCCAACGGUGAAGCAGAAUCGUUGCUUCAUGUUUCAGAAUUUAUACCAGAGCAUGAAAAGUCUUUUGUUAGUUGCAUGUCAGCUAUUCAAGAAAGUGAUGAUAUUCAUACUUCUACUCCUAUACAAAAUGUUGGCAACAAAAACCCUCCCCUCCCCUCCUUGCUUGCUUGUACUGAAAACGUAAGCAUGCCAGAAAUCCAGCUUGUAAAAGAACAGCCAAUAUGUGUCACUGCCAAACAGUGUCCAGUCUCCACACUCACACCUUCACUCAGUAGAGCUAAUAAAACAAAAACUCCUAGGUUUCCCAAAUCAGACUUCGGUGGUGUGAAAUCUAAAGUGUCACACCAGGUAUUUAGACCAGCUCGUUCACAACAAAAAUCAGAGCAAAGUAAUGCAUCUGAUAAACACAGUGAAGGAAACAACAAAACAAGCGUUCGGAUUACUCCUGCACGAGUAAUGAGUAGAGCACUCUUUGCCACGUCUGAAGUGUUGCAAAAGUUUCAUGGAAAAGUUAAUACAAUUACUGCUAAUUUGAAAGUUAAACAAUCAUGUGGCCUUUCUGUUGUAGACGGACAAGUCAAUACCAGAGCAUCUUCACUUGACCCUCACCCAGCUGUGAAUGACCCUGCUUCAGCUGUCCAAACUGGUGAAGGCAGUUCUGAAAAUAAACAGGCAAGCCAAACAUCAGAUGCUUCAACAGAACAUACUGGCAGCCAGAGCUGUGCAUCGUCUUUAGAAAAAUCACCAGCUAGAAGUGGCCAAAUGAAGCAUGUGUCAAACAAAAUUGGGGUCAGAUCAGGCUUAACUUUAGGUCAAGACAAACCUCCCUUAAGCAAGGCACGGCCCCGCAGCUCGUCUGAAAGUUCAACAUCUAAACCACCCAAAGAGAAAAGAGCAACUCUGAGAGUCACAACUAGUUUUACCGUUUGUAAAACUGGCAAGGACAAAGACUCAACCAAACCGGGGCAUCUCAUCGGCCCUUCCCGAAAUAAACAGGUUGAAGAAAUGACUAACAACUCUCCAAGAGAUGUGAAGAAGAUCAGCCUGGUGUCAGAGUCCAACAAAUCAGAUACGGCCGGAGCUCCGUUGGAUGAAAGAACAAGUAGAACUCAGCGUCAUCCAUUCUCCAAACAAGGAAAAGUUGGAUCACUUUCACAUCCUCCUGCUGCGAGUCCAAGACCAAGUCCUCUGUCAGUCAAGCAAAGACAGGGAACCUUUGAAAGGGUCAGUGUGUUCAGGACUUCCAGAACUAACGGGAAACCUCAGUUCCAGCAGAAAAGUAAUGCAGGCAGUCAGAGAGCACAGGCAGCAGAGGAGCCAUCCCUCGCCGUUAAGGCCCAGCUCAAUGGAACCAGGCCCCCUCAGACUCCCACUCGCCCCUCUCUUAUGGGCCCACCCCUUACUCCUGCUUCCAGAAUACCACGGAGAACCCCGGGACCAUCCAGGGGUCUUAAUGAAAGUGGUGAUCAUAGUGAAUUGGGUCAAAGAGCCAGGACUACAUCAGUUUCUGUAGGAUCUGCACAAAAUCCAACUCUAGUUAAGCCGGCUGCACUGAAAGCACGGUUCAUUUCAAACCCUGGAAAAUUCAGUGGACCAGCUUUGACUACAGCAUGCAAACCUGCGUCUUCUACAAGCAAAACAGCCUCACGUUCUGCAGUCAGUCCUGUGAAAAGAACUACGCACACUGGAACAGUUGGACCAACUUCAGUCGGAUCUGUGGACAAGAACAACUCCAAGACCAGUUUCUGCCAACAGAAGCCACAGCAGCAACCAACCCAGAGCUUUAGAUCUCAGAAUGGGAUACGGGCAAGUGUCCCACAGGAUGAGAGGAAAGACCAGAACAUCCAGCAGAUUAAACUACUGCAGGAGAGCAAUCAGCGAUUUGAAGCCAUUUCCAUUGUCUUGCAGCAAAUUUUGACUGAGCGUGAUGAAGCCUCCAGGAAGUGCAGGGAGCUCUCUCAGGAGCUGGCCAACCUUCAAGGAGAGCUGGGUUGUUCCGUCCACUCCUCUGAGUGUCUAGAGAAGGAGAAUGAAGAGCUGUGUGCUGCUCAGCAGGAUGCCACGGAGCGGCUGCAGGAGCAGCACCAGAAGGACCUGGCUGAGCUGGAGCAGAGGCUGCAGGCUGCCUACCAGGCCGAGUGGGACAAAGUUCACCUCACCUACCAGGAGGAAGCUGACAGGUGCAAAGCUCUCAUGAAACAGCAGGUGGAAGAACUGAAAGCCCAUCAUGAAGCCAUGAAGCUGAGCCAUGAGGAGCAGCUGCAGCAAGUUAAACAGCAGCAUGAAACGUCUUUGGAAGAACUCAGGAAGGUUCACACUCAGGAGCUGGAGUGUUUCAACAAAACCUCUAAAGAUACUGAGACGGCUCUGUAUAGAAAGCUCAAGGAGCUGACCAUGGAGAACCAUGCUCUGACUGAGAAGCUGGCUGCAGAGGAGAACAGAAAGAAAGAACUGGCUGAAAACACUCAAAAGGACUCUCAUGCGCUGUAUUUGGAGCAGGAGCUGGAAAGUCUCAAGGUGGUUCUGGACCUCAAAACCAAGCAGCUUCACCAGCAGGAGAAGAAGCUGAUGGAGGUCAACAAACUGACAGAGAAGAAUGUGAAGUUGGAGGAGAGCCUUAACAAGGUCCAGCAGGAGAAUGAAGACCUGAAAGCUCGCAUGGAAAGGCACGCUGCUCUGUCGAAACAGCUGUCCACAGAGCAGGCCGUGCUGCAGGAGUCCCUUCAGAAGGAGUCCAAGGUCAACAAGCGUCUGUCCAUGGAGAACGAGGAGCUGCUCUGGAAGCUUCAUAACGGAGACCUCAGCAGCCCCCACAAGGUGUCCCCACUCUCCCCCUCCCCCGCCUUCAAACUCCAGUCCCCUCGCAGCUCCAGCUUCUUCUCCAGCACCCCCGUCUCGCCCAGAUAACAGCGGGCUUUGGCUUCCAGGAAGCAGAGAUGUUCUUCUUCUCGUUAGUUUCAGUCAGACCUUGGCUCCGAGGAGUGGAUGAACUGACACUUUCUGUCCAAAGAUGCUGCAGACUAAAAAUGUUGCACAGAAGCACUUCAUCAGCAAACUUGCUUUGCCGUUUGCCUUUGAGCCCCUGAUGCAACCGAAGGGGAGGAGGAAAUCUCAGGACUUGAUGUAAUGAACACUAUUUUUGUUUUUGUAAAUGUUGAUGCUUACUGAAACGAAGCACAUGUUCACACACGCAGGUUUAGUCUGUCUGCAGAGCCAUGGAAAGUCUGACGUCAGUAAAGCUCAGGAUGGAUUUUUAAUUUAAUAAAAUUGCUUCAUUUGGAUUUCUGCACAUUUUUUUUUCUCCACACGGUGGUAACGUUUGUGAAGUCUUGACUUUCAAAUGAUUUGCUGCACAUGCCACCAGUGCUCAAGCUUUACUGAGUUGUCAUUUCAAGGUUUUUUUUUUUGUAUAUAUUUUGUUUUUAUUUGGAUCACCAGCUCAUUGAUCAAAUGUGGUCCUUUAAUAUUCUGUUUCUAUUGGGACCAGCAUGAAGCUUGCGAUGUGUUGACCCAUUCAAACAAUAAAGUCUUGUAUGAAACCUGA